This is a messenger RNA of Galendromus occidentalis (western predatory mite), 1665 nucleotides long. Its product is annotated as phosrestin-2-like. Gene Ontology annotation, cellular component: cytoplasm. Gene Ontology annotation, molecular function: G protein-coupled receptor binding. Gene Ontology annotation, biological process: signal transduction; G protein-coupled receptor internalization. The coding region runs from base 1 to 1665 and encodes 554 amino acids. The record is from RefSeq and is a predicted model, not a curated record. Lineage: Eukaryota; Metazoa; Arthropoda; Arachnida; Mesostigmata; Phytoseiidae. The transcript is spliced from 10 exons.
AUGUCUAUGGACCAUAAAGCCCACAACAAUCGAGUCGACAGAACCAAAACGAAGAUGACGACGACGACGACGGACGGACGCAGAGACGAUAGACAGAGAGUGCAAAGACUAGAAGAAGAAAAGAAGAAGAAGAAGGAGGAGGAGGAGGUGGUGGACAAAAAAACAGCCCCACUUCCCCGACCCACCGAGCGAGCGACUCGCAGAGCUCAAUGGCUAUGUUCUCGAAUAGCCUUUGUGAGAUUCAAGAAACCCAGAACCAAGGCCGUUGCCGCCACCAUCGCACAAGGAGAAGACGAACCGGAGGUCUUCAAGAAGCAGAGUCCAAACUCACGCUUGACAUUGUACCUGAGUUCGCGGGAAUUCGUUCAUCUGAGCAACGAAAAGGUUACGUCGAUAGACGGUGUGGUCCUGGUGGAGUCGAACUAUGUAGGGAAUCGAUGCGUCUUCGCCAUGGUUGUACUGAAUUUCCGCUAUGGAAGGGAGGACGAGGAGGUUAUGGGUCUGAAAUUCUAUACAGAGGCCAUUCUCGACUACAAACAGGUAUACCCGGAAACCUCGGAGCAAACGCAGUCAGAGGAGCUCACGCCAUUACAAAUAAAUCUCAUGAGGAAGUUGGGAGCGGAAGCCUUUCCCUUCACGUUGAGAGUGACGCCAAAAGCUCCCCCGAGCGUGCGCCUGCACCCGGCAAGACCCUAUGUUGGCGCGCCUUUGGGCGUCUCAUACGAUCUGAGAGUGUUCAUGGCCGACAAAAACUACGACAAACCUCACAAACGGAACAUGGUGCGCAUGGCACUCCGCACUGUAGAAUACGCCGAGGAACUCAUAAGGAAUCCCUGCAACCGCCCAAGUAUAGACAUCACGAAACAUUUCGUCCUCUCAUCUGGGAAGCUCCAAAUCCAGGCUAUAUUGGACAAGGAGCUGUAUCAACAAGGAGAUCCUCUGCACGUCCAUAUCACCAUCGACAAUUCCACUCGUACAAAGACUGUUCAUAGAUUGAAAGUCUCGGUGUUACAGCACGUCAAUGUCUGCAUGUUCACGCACGGUCGCUUCAAGAACAUCAUCGGAACUGGAGGAGCUGGGACCAGCUCUGUUCCUCCGAUGAGCCAUGCCCAACGAGACUUCGUCGUUGUUCUUGAUAAAUGCGAAAAGUUUCCAGUCGCCCUUGCGGUGGAGAGUGAUUUCAGCCACGAUGAUCCUUCACAAUACAAUCUUUCGUCCACCACAGCGCUCAUCGAUCCAAGGGAAAAAAAUCCUUACGGUGUCAGCGUUCAAUACGAGGUGAAAAUAAAAGCCCUUCUCGGAUGUCUUGACCGUCCAAUCGUUGUGAGGAUUCCUUUCAAGAUAAUGGCCGUCCGCAAGGAGGACUAUUCGACUCGUACUCUGAUGCCAAUUAAUCAUGAUUCCCACAACUGUCAACGCGAUCGCAAACUGAGUCAACAAUUCCCUUACGCUCUGCUGAAUUCAGCAGAGUUCGUCUCCCAGGAACUGCACUCACAAAGAGCUCCGAACACCUCGCCGAGUCCUCCGCAAAGCCCACGGACUUCGCGACCUUCGAUUGUCGUCAUCGAAGAACAACGUGUUCGAAACCGGAGAGGAUCUCCGGCCCACUCGGAGGGGAGUCCCGACUCGCCACACAAAUCUCACGAUCCUCGCAAAACGUCGUAA